AUGGUCCCAGAACCGGGCCCUGCGCACAACAGCACCCCCGCCUGGGGGUCGGGGCUGGUGCCGGGCCCCGGGGGCAGCGGCUGGGUGGCGGCCGCGCUGUGUGUGGUCAUCGCCUUGACCGCAGCAGCCAACGCGCUGCUCAUCGCCCUCAUCUGCACGCAGCCCGCGCUGCGCAACACGUCCAACUUCUUCCUGGUGUCGCUCUUCACGUCCGACCUGAUGGUGGGGCUGGUGGUGAUGCCGCCGGCCAUGCUGAACGCGCUGUACGGGCGCUGGGUGCUGGCGCGAGGCCUCUGCCUGCUCUGGGCCGCCUUCGACGUGAUGUGCUGCAGCGCCUCCAUCCUCAACCUCUGCCUCAUCAGCCUGGACCGCUACCUGCUCAUCCUGUCGCCGCUGCGCUACAAGCUGCGCAUGACGCCCGCGCGCGCCUUGGCGCUGGUCCUGGGCGCCUGGACCCUGGCCGCGCUCGCCUCCUUCCUGCCGCUGCUGCUGGGCUGGCACGAGCUGGGCCGCGCGCGGGCGCCCGCUCCGGGCCAGUGCCGCCUGCUGGCCAGCCUGCCCUUCGUCCUCGUGGCGUCGGGCCUCACCUUCUUCCUGCCCUCGGGCGCCAUCUGCUUCACCUACUGCAGGAUCCUGCUGGCUGCCCGCAAGCAGGCCCUGCAGGUGGCCUCCCUCAGCACCGGCGUGGCCGGCCAGGCCUUGGAGACGGCACAGGUGCCCAGGACCCCACGCCCAGGGAUGGAGUCAGCUGACAGCAGGCGUCUGGCCACCAAGCACAGCAGGAAGGCCUUGAAGGCCAGCCUGACCCUGGGCAUCCUGCUGGGCAUGUUCUUUGUGACCUGGCUGCCCUUCUUUGUGGCCAACAUAGCCCAGGCUGUGUGCGACUGCGUCUCCCCAGGCCUCUUCGACGUCCUCACGUGGCUGGGCUACUGCAACAGCACCAUGAACCCCAUCAUCUACCCCCUCUUCAUGCGGGACUUCAAGCGGGCCCUGGGCAAGCUGCUGCCCUGUCCCCACUGGCCCCAGGAGCACCGGGCCAGCGUGGCCUCACCCUCCAUGCGCACCUCCCACAGCGGCGCCCGGCCGGGCCUGAGCCUGCAGCACGUGCUGCCCCUGCCCCUGCCCCCGGACUCCGACUCCGACCCUGACUCCGGCUCAGGAGGCUCCUCAGGCCUGCAGCUCACGGCCCAGCUGCUGCUGCCGGGAGAGGCCACCCGGGACACCCUGCCGCCUGCCAGGACUUCUGCCACCGUCAACUUCUUCAACAGGGAUCCCGUGGAGCCCCAGCUGCGGCUGCAUCUGCUUGGUGCCCCCACGAACUGAUGAGGCUUGUGGCUGGGGUG
Messenger RNA from Eptesicus fuscus (big brown bat), 1343 nucleotides. It is a transcript of the gene HTR6, whose product is annotated as 5-hydroxytryptamine receptor 6. Gene Ontology annotation, cellular component: dendrite; membrane. The coding region runs from base 1 to 1323 and encodes 440 amino acids. Gene Ontology annotation, biological process: chemical synaptic transmission; G protein-coupled receptor signaling pathway, coupled to cyclic nucleotide second messenger. NCBI's taxonomy places the organism in Eukaryota, Metazoa, Chordata, Mammalia, Chiroptera, Vespertilionidae. Gene Ontology annotation, molecular function: G protein-coupled serotonin receptor activity; neurotransmitter receptor activity. The record is from RefSeq and is a predicted model, not a curated record. The transcript has 3 exons.